Molecule: messenger RNA, 1311 nt
Organism: Acanthopagrus latus (yellowfin seabream)
Lineage: Eukaryota; Metazoa; Chordata; Actinopteri; Spariformes; Sparidae
Product: mitochondrial RNA pseudouridine synthase rpusd4-like
Exons: 6
Coding region: 148-1305 (385 amino acids)
Biological process (GO): pseudouridine synthesis
Molecular function (GO): RNA binding; pseudouridine synthase activity
Source: RefSeq, a predicted model, not a curated record
UUUGACGCUUUAAUUGCUGCGUGGAAAAUAACACUCGUACAUUUUACUCUGAAAGGUGCGGCCCGGAAGUAGUUUAAUGGCGACCAUGCGUCUUCUACCGUUUGUGUUUAUAUAUCCGAAUUAGUAUGAACGACCUGAUACACCACGAUGAACAGCUGUAGAAGACUAGUGUACAGUGACUGGAGCUCCGGCCUGAACGCCGUCUUCUCUCGGGUCACACAGCGGACAAACUGCCGGCGGGCUCCGGGGACAGCACCGUCCCUCAGCAGGAGCCAGUCCACCGCACCCAAACAAGCUCCGGGCACCCACACGGGAGAGAAACCCCGGGCGAGAGCCAUCGAUCUGGCCCGGAAGAUUCAGCAGGAGAGGGUGAAGCCGGCGGCGACAGAGCCUCCUGUGUCCGCUCAGCAGAAGAGGGUGACGGAGCUGAAGCGGUUCAGUCUGCAGCUGCAGAAGGUCCACCCUAACGUGCUGGCCAAACACCUCCACCGAAGCGUGCUGUACCAGGAUAAAGAUGUGGUGGUCAUUAAUAAGCCCUAUGGUGUUCCUGUCCGAGAUGACUCGGGGGUCACGUCCGUCUCCUCGGUGCUUCCUGUUCUCUCUAAAAUGAUGUAUGGGAUGAAGAUGAAGUCAUAUUCUGAGCUGCUGCCCUGUCUGGGACUGGAAAAGGAAGCGGCGGGAGCUCUCCUGCUAGCCAGGAGGGAAGAAGUAGUGGAGCACAUACUCAACCUUCACAGAAAUAACCAAGUUCAGAGAAAGUACUGGGUCAUCACAGUUGGUGUACCUGUGCCAUCUGAAGGAGUGAUUGACAUUCCCAUCAUAGAGCGAGAGGUCACAGGCUCACAGCCACACUACAAGAUGGCGCUAUCUCCUAUUUUCAAAAUGAAUGAUGCAGGCGACGGUGUGACCAAGGUGCGCGCCCAUCGGCAGGCCCACCCUGCAGUGACCAACUACAGAGUCCUGGACAGCAGCAGUGGUUGCAGUCUCGUGGAGCUCCAGCCCUUUACUGGCGUGAAGCACCAAAUGAGGGUUCACAUGGCAUUUGCUCUCGGUUGCCCCCUUAUAGGUGACCACAAAUAUUCCCACUGGAGCAAACUUGCCCCCCAGAAAUUACCGGACCGUGUGCUGGGAAAACUUGGACUGGAACAGAGCAAGAUCCGAUAUCUUCCACUUCAUCUGCUCGCUCAACAGCUCACACUGCCUGGAAGCAGUCAGGCAGACAUCAGCGUGUCAUGCCCCCUGCCAAAAUACUUCUCGCAAACAUUGAACAGACUGAAAUUAACUCCUCCUAAUAAAAAGGACUGAAAAUGA